GUGUGUGUCGAUUGGAUUUGGAAAAGAAAGACAGACAUGACGGAUACCAUUUACGAUAGCAUUGAAAAGAUAUGGUCGGGACCGAAGAGCAAGGAAUAUUAUGGACCCGAUAUGACACUGGGCGAGGUGGCAUUACUUAUAUUGAAACUACAUGCGGAUAAAGUGAUGCAGGUCUUUGAUCCAACUGGAGAGAAUCUAACGGGAGCUCAGCUCUAUGAGCAGAGUCGUCUUCUGGCUCAUGCCUUUCAGCAUCUGAAGUUGCAUCGCGGCGAUGUGAUUGGCAUCUCUGCCACAAACACCACUUACCUCACCGAGGUGGUAAUUGCAGCCCUGUUGAAUGGCAUGCCUAUUAACCCACUGCAUCCGGAGUUCGAUAAAGAAACCAUUGCAUAUAUGUAUGAGAUAACCAAGCCAAAGGUCAUUUUCUGCGACGUGGACAACUAUGAGACCUUAGAUGCUGUCAAACAAAGUCUCAAAUUCAAAACGGAACUUAUUCUCCUAACCGGAAGUCUUCCGGGUGUGCGCAAUAUUCAGGAUUUGCUUAAAGACGGCGCUGUUGGCUACGAUCCCAAGACACUCUUUGCCUGCCCGCAUUUGAGCGGUGACGACACCGCCUUUAUUAUCAGCUCCUCGGGGGUAACCGGUUUACCAAAAGGCGUCACGCGCUCGCAUCGCAGUUUAUUGAACAACACCAAAAUCCCGCAGCUGUUCACGGCCAAGACAGUGCUCUUCUGCUUCAGCCCUCUUUAUUGGAUCUCCUGCAUUUUCACGCUCUUCGCCUCGCUGGUCAACGGCUGCAAGCGCGUGAUCACCAAUCGACCCUUUAGUGCCGAGUAUUUUGCCGAGCUGGUGGCACGGCAUGAGGUGAACUUUGUGCUCACCGUGCCACAUCACAUGGCACUGCUCGCCAAGUGCCAAGAGCCAGAAAUUCUACAGAAACUGCAAACGGUGCAGUCUUUUGUCUGCAGUGGUUCCAAGUUGCCGCUGUCGAUUUGGAGGCAACUCUAUGAGCUGCUGGGCAGCGAUAGAUUCGCCGUGCUCUAUGGACUCUCGGAAAUUGGAGGGGUUAGUAAAAAUGUGGGCGGUCCUUUGGGCAGCGAGGGAAAACUCUUGCGUAAUGUGCAAGUACGACUCUUGGAUGAGCUGGGAAAUGCUCUGGGUCCCAAUCAGACUGGUCACAUUCACAUACGCCUGAAUCAACGAUGGGGUGGCUACUAUCGCAAUCCCCAGGACACGCAGACGACCUUGAGCUCCGAUGGAAAAUGGCUGCUCACUGGAGAUCAUGGUUACUUCGAUGACGAGGGCUUUUUGCACUUUCAGACCCGCGACACGGAUGUCUUUCGCUACAAUCACUUUCAGAUCUAUCCCAAACAGAUUGAGGAUGUUAUUCUCCACUUGGCGGGUGUUCAGGAAGCUGCAAUCUUUGGCAUUCCCGAUGACAUAGCCACCAAUCUAAUAGCCUGUGCUGUGGUCCGCGAGCAGAGUGAGCUGGGUAAACAGCUGACGGCGGAGCAAAUCUCUGGCAUUGUCGAGCAGCAUCUGAGUGAGGCUUUUCAUCUGCGAGGUGGGGUUUAUUUUGUGGAUGAGCUGCCCAAGACUCCGAAUAAGAAGAUACAAAGACGCAGAGUUCCCGCUGAACUCAAGAAACAACUCAGUUCUACACAUUUAUAGAGAAAACUUGUAAUAAAAAUAUAUAAAGUCAUAAUU
Molecule: messenger RNA, 1707 nt
Organism: Drosophila innubila
Lineage: Eukaryota; Metazoa; Arthropoda; Insecta; Diptera; Drosophilidae
Product: luciferin 4-monooxygenase
Exons: 4
Coding region: 37-1671 (544 amino acids)
Biological process (GO): long-chain fatty acid metabolic process; fatty-acyl-CoA biosynthetic process
Molecular function (GO): long-chain fatty acid-CoA ligase activity
Source: RefSeq, a predicted model, not a curated record